AUAGAGAGGGGGGAGAGAAGAGAAUUAAUUUGAAAGCAAAAACACCUCCUUUCUGCGCAAUAAUUUAACAGUCAAGACUCCAUUUUUCAAAACUAAAUCCGAUUACAGUCACAGUAGAUUGAGUUUUUGUUUCUCUCUAACCUCAAUCCUUUUCCCCAUUCCCAUCCAACUUUCUUGGGCUUCAAUUUUGUUUGAUGUCCCUUUUGUCGGGUGGCAUUGUUGCAAGAUUCUGCAUUUUUUUUGGGUGAAAAAGGAACCCUAAGUUGAGAAAGUUCAGAUCUUUAUUGAUUACUUUUGUCAAGAUCAAUUUUUGGAAUCUGGGCUUUGCUUGAAUCUGUGAUGGGUUGGAGAUAUAGAGGUGGUCUGAUUUUAAUUGCUACUGUUGUCGUUAUUUGGGUUGCUUCUGCAGAGGUUACACAGGAUAUUUUCACAGACUAUAAGCAGCCAUUUGCUGUGACAUACCUUGGAGCUUCUUUAAUGGUGAUUUACAUACCUAUAGCAUUCAUCAAAGAUUGGUUGUGUAGUAUCCUCAAGAAACCUAGCAAAAUGGGCGACAACGUUUGCCCCGGUUUAGGCUCUGCACACGAGAUCUUCGAAAUCGAAAUUCAAGGGCACAUUAGCAGGAAAGACAGUGAGAUAGACCUUGAUGAGGGGAAGCCCUUGGUCUCCGUAGAUGAUUCUAGAAGUAUCAAACCCGAGAAAGAAAUCACAGCCAAAGAAAUCGCCACUUACGGAUUCUAUCUUGCCCCUCUUUGGUUCAUCACUGAGUAUUUCUCCAAUGCUGCUCUUGCACGCACGAGUGUUGCAAGUACUACCGUCUUGUCGUCCACCUCAGGGCUGUUUACGCUCUUCUUUGGGGCGUUCUUGGGCCAAGACGCGUUGAAUUUCGCCAAGAUAGUUGCUGUGUUUGUCAGCAUUGGUGGUGUUGUGAUGACUACCCUAGGAAAAACUUGGGCUGCUGAUGAGUCCGAGCUAAAUAUGUCUUCAAGUAGCAAACGCUCUCUUUCCGGGGAUGUAUUUGGGCUUCUGUCAGCUAUGACUUACGGUUUAUUUACUGUGCUGCUGAAGAAGUUUUCUGGUGAGGAGGGAGAGAGGGUCGACGUGCAGAAGCUGUUUGGCUACAUUGGCCUAUUCACGCUCGUGGCUCUUUGGUGGCUUGUGUGGCCGUUGACAGCUUUAGGUAUAGAACCCAAAUUCACCAUCCCUCAUUCUGCUAAGAUGGAUGAGGUUGUUAUUGCUAACGGGCUCGUUGGGAGCGUUCUUUCGGAUUAUUUUUGGGCAUUGUGUGUUGUCUGGACAACGCCACUCGUGGCCACCUUGGGCAUGUCUCUUACCAUUCCGCUCGCCAUGGUGGCCGACAUGAUGAUUCACGGACGGCAUUACUCGGCCAUCUAUGUCCUUGGCUCAAUUCAGGUGUUUGCGGGAUUCGUGAUAGCGAAUCUAUCCGAUAGACUCUCGAAGAUCUUGGGUUGGUAGCGCCUGCUCGAAUACGAGUAUCGGAGAUGAAACACGGAAAAUCUUCUAACGAACCAGUAGCAACAUAGAUUGUAUAUUUGUCACAACAAUUUCAUGAUCAUCGUGAUAUAUUCAUUUCUUGAUUUUUUUGCCAUUGAUUUAGAUAAUUUUGUGUACACAUACCAUUCAUUAUAUGUAGUCAUUGUGUUGAUAGCUAACUUUGGGAUCAAAUUUUUUGCAAUUCAAGUACUCGUCUGCAGUCUGAUUUUUUCA
Molecule: messenger RNA, 1728 nt
Organism: Salvia hispanica
Lineage: Eukaryota; Viridiplantae; Streptophyta; Magnoliopsida; Lamiales; Lamiaceae
Product: putative transporter C405.03c
Cellular component (GO): membrane
Source: RefSeq, a predicted model, not a curated record